AUGGCACCACGACAAUAUACUUGCCGCGCAAAUGAGUCAAGCGAUAAACUGCCGGAGAUAUAUUGCCGGGGUUUCCUUUCGCAGUUAAUCGACGACAUCAAGGGAUUACGGUAGCUUCAAACCGGGAACAGGCUCACCCUGAUCCUAAGUACGUCCGGUCAUGAUGGCAUGGAAGCUUAUAAAAUUUCUGGAAACAAUACCUUGAUCGGAAAACACCGGCUGGCAGUUGUGUUUGUAACGCACGUAUAAGAAUCAUCAACGGGCAUAAAGCAACCUCUGGAGGAAAUCGGCGAAAUCGGUUCGUUAACGGGAGCCCUGUUAAUCGUCAACACGGUGUCCUUAAAUGGAGAACCGUUCUUCAUGAACGCCUGGGAAGUGGAUACGACGUACGCCGACAUGAGUAGCCAGAAGGUCUUCGGUACACCUUCAGGACUGUCGCCCGUCUCCUUUAGUCCGCGCUCGAAGAAAAAGAUAUUCCGAAAGACAAAGCAAUCUGCUUACUAUUACGAUGUGGGAAUCCUCGGCAAUUGUUAGAAUUGUUUAAUGCGUCACGACGCGCGUUAU
Mycetomoellerius zeteki is the source of this 564-nucleotide messenger RNA. RefSeq names its product Alanine-glyoxylate aminotransferase (gene Agxt). Gene Ontology annotation, cellular component: peroxisome. Gene Ontology annotation, molecular function: L-serine:pyruvate transaminase activity; L-alanine:glyoxylate transaminase activity. The record is from RefSeq and is a predicted model, not a curated record. Lineage: Eukaryota; Metazoa; Arthropoda; Insecta; Hymenoptera; Formicidae.